AUGCCUACUUCCCUUAGUAACUCCCGACAACCCUCAGAGCUACACGUUAUGUCAUGGUGGUCCUCUAAAUCGCCGAUUGAGCAACAAAUUGAGGCGGCCACUUCAGAGGACAUCCCUACUGGAGAGCAGAACCUUGCGUUGAAUCUUGAAAUAUGCGAUGAGAUCAGAUCUAAGCGGGUCCCUGCGAAAGACGCCGUCAAACUGCUCCGCAAGCGGCUCUAUGUUAGAAACCCCAAUGUACAAGUAUUAACGCUGCACCUGCUUGACCUUUGCGUCAAGAACGGCGGGUCGCACUUUUUGGAAGAGGUUGCAACUAAAGAGUUCAUGGACGCCUACAACGCACAGGUAAUAACCUUGGUCAACCAAGACCGAAAUGACGGGGUGGUAGAUCUCAUGCUCGAAUACAUUCAAGCAUGGGCAUUGAUGACCAAGGACCGCACAGAUCUGUCGCAAAUAUACAAGACAUACCAAGCGCUCAAGUCCAAGCCGGGUAUUGUGUUCCAGGAGCCCUCUGCGAUCUCCUCAACCUUUGCCGAUUCCGCCACCGCCCCCGACUGGGUGGAUAGCGAUACUUGCAUGAAAAGUGGCCGCCCGUUCACGUUCUACAAUCGUAAACAUCAUUGCAGAAAUUGUGGCGGUGUUUUUUUGCAAGAGUAUUGCUCCAAUUUCAUUCCGUUGCCUCACUUCGGUAUCAAUGAGCCUGUGCGAGUAUGCGAUGAUUGCAAAGUGAAAUUGGCCGAUAAGUAUACGAAAUCGAAACCACGAGAUUCUAGCACUCGUGGAUUUUAUCAUUCAAGCAACAACGUUGACUUGAAUGGUUCAUUUGAUCAGGAUCUACGAAGAGCCCUGGAGCAGUCUCUCCAAGAUUCUGCUCCUGAACAACUCACAAGUACCAUGCACACUGAAGAAAUGGAUGAGGACAUGAAAGCUGCUAUUGCUGCCAGUUUAGCUGAUAUGGAGCGGGUCAAACCUGAGUCGCAUGCCCCGCAACAGGAAACAUAUUCUACACAUACCGACAAACAAGUUGUCGAGGAACUUCGUCAAGCGUUGGAAUCUGCCCACCCUAAAGACGUAUUUUUGAACCCAAAGUUUGCUGCCCUGAUGGCUAGUGCUGAAGCUUGCCAACCAAGAGUCAGCACUGAGCUUGGUUCUGUGGCUAACAAGCUUCAGACCUUGGAAGAUUUGCAUGGGAGGUUAUCUGCGAUUUCUAGUUAUUAUGAUAGAAUGCUGGAUAUCCAACUUCAUCAGGCAAUGCCUCAAACAGCUCCAGUAACGGCCGGUUCCGUUCAGGGGAUGCCACAGGUACAGCCGCAGGUGCAGCCUCAAAUACAGCCUCAUGUUCCUCAAAUGCAGCCGCAGGUAUCCACUCCGGUGUUGGAAUCUCGGCGAACUUCAAUUAGGCUGAGACCUUCUGCUCCUGCUUAUAAUCCUGUAUUUGCGACCUAUUCGGCCCCUCCAGCACCGAUGCCAGCAUCAACACCAAACGCACCAGCUGCGGCAGUACCAUCAGAACCAUCAGCACCAUCAGCGCCAGGGCCAACAGCACAAUCAGCGCCAUCAGCGCCAGGACCGGCGGCAGCACCAUCAGCACCAGGGCCAGCUGUAGGGCCAGCUGGAGGGCCGGUGGCAGCACCAUCAGCACCACCAGCACCAGGACCAGCUGCUGUAGCACCAGCUGUAGGUCCCGAGACAUUGUCCGCGGAAGAUGCCCUGUCUCAGAUCCCCUCGGCGCCUACUCAAGAACCAGAAGCCGAGUCUGAACCAGAGCCAGAGCCAGUAUUGAUCGAACUGUAA
Molecule: messenger RNA, 1794 nt
Organism: Wickerhamiella sorbophila
Lineage: Eukaryota; Fungi; Ascomycota; Dipodascomycetes; Dipodascales; Trichomonascaceae
Product: Vacuolar protein sorting-associated protein 27
Exons: 1
Coding region: 1-1794 (597 amino acids)
Biological process (GO): protein transport to vacuole involved in ubiquitin-dependent protein catabolic process via the multivesicular body sorting pathway; protein targeting to vacuole
Cellular component (GO): ESCRT-0 complex
Molecular function (GO): ubiquitin binding; phosphatidylinositol-3-phosphate binding; metal ion binding
Source: RefSeq, a predicted model, not a curated record